AUGGCCGACCAAGUUCCCGAAAGCCUCCGCCAGCUGAUCGCCGCCCUCGACAUCAUCUUUCUCUUCAUCUACCUCGCCGCCUCGUACCUGCCCUUCAUCUACAGCUCAUGGAACUACAAGAAGGGCAUAAUAAUGAGGCGAGAUAUUUGGAUAGCCACCGCCGUCCUGACCAUGUCGGCGAUCCGGAUGGUGGGGAUGCUGUGUUUCAUCAUGUACUAUAUGCAAGGUGGGAGGGGCUCUAGUAUGUACAGCGUUACUCUCGGCCUGGGAGUCAUGCUCUCUUUGAAAAUCAGCCCCCUUGACGCUAGGGUGACUAGAUGGGCGUUCAAGACGCUCAAAUGGGCGGGGAGGAAGAAGGACAGCCUAGAGUCGGGGCCUCAUCAGCCUUCCGCCGGCACGGAGCCCAUGGCCCCCAUCCCUCGAAGCCAGCAAGUACCCGUCCCCGUCAAUCCCAACGGGGAACUCCUAUCGGAAAGAGAUGGGAGUUCUCUUCAUGAAUUCCUGGUCGCCAUGUACUGGAGUGUCCCUAUCAGCACCUUCAUAGCGGCCACGGUCUGCGCCGGGCUCGUCAUGUCCAAAUCACAACAGCACGAUCGGUACUCGCUUGAGACCAUCAUGAUCUUGUUGCUGCCGCCGAUAUUUCUGAUGAUCAACAGAUGCUUCUCCUCCGCUGGACGUCCGAGUCCAGCGAACCCCAGCCUAUUGCGACCUGACGGCUGGUACUCGUGGAUGAUGGGGACCAUAUUCGGAGUGGCGAUUUUUCUUGCAUCAUACGCCUCCUAUUGUAAAUUGAGAAAGGAGGCCGUUCCCAAUAUGGACGAUUUCUGGACUCAGUUCGCAGGUGUAAUGCUUGGUUGGGGUGGAUGA
Messenger RNA from Fusarium keratoplasticum, 867 nucleotides. RefSeq lists its product as uncharacterized. The record is from RefSeq and is a predicted model, not a curated record. The transcript has a single exon. Lineage: Eukaryota; Fungi; Ascomycota; Sordariomycetes; Hypocreales; Nectriaceae. The coding region runs from base 1 to 867 and encodes 288 amino acids.